This is a messenger RNA of Jaculus jaculus (lesser Egyptian jerboa), 2167 nucleotides long. RefSeq names its product family with sequence similarity 117 member A (gene Fam117a). The transcript is spliced from 8 exons. Lineage: Eukaryota; Metazoa; Chordata; Mammalia; Rodentia; Dipodidae. The coding region runs from base 1 to 1362 and encodes 453 amino acids. The record is from RefSeq and is a predicted model, not a curated record.
AUGGCAGGGGCCGCGGCCGGCGGCAGAGGCGGAGGUGCCUGGGGGUCGGGGCGCGGGGGGUCCGGGGGGCUCCGACGAGGUUGCUCUCCGCCGGCUCCCGCCGGUUCCCCCCGGGCUGGGCUGCAGCCGCUCAGGGCUACGGUCCCCUUCCAGCUGCAGCAGCCUCACCAACGCCGGGACGGGGGUGGCCGCGCAGCCAGCGUCCCGUGUUCCGUGGCCCCAGAAAAGUCAGUGUGUAGGCCUCAGCCACCCCAGGUCCGACGUACAUUCUCCCUGGACACCAUCCUCAGUUCCUACCUUCUGGGCCAGUGGCCACGAGAUGCCGAUGGGGCCUUCACCUGCUGUACCAAUGACAAGGCCACCCAGACACCCCUGUCCUGGCAAGAGCCGGAAGGUGAGCGGGCAAGCUCCUACGUGCACAAGCGCUCAGCAUCAUGGGGCAGCACAGACCACCGAAAAGAGAUCACCAAGCUGAAGCAACAGCUGCAGAGGACCAAGCUCAGCCGCCCAGGGAAGGAGAAGGAGCGAGGCUCCCCGGUUCAAGGGGAUCAUGCUGUGCGGGGAGCAGUGAGGGCACUCCCUCCCAGCUUCCCCUCAGGGUCCCCUGUCCUGCGGCUCAGCCCCUGCCUGCAUCGGAGCCUGGAAGGACUCAACCAGGAGCUGGAGGAGGUGUUUGUGAAGGAGCAGGGUGAAGAGGAGUUGCUGAGGAUCCUUGAGGUCCCUGAUGGGCACCGUGCCCCAGCUCCUCCACAGAAUGGCAGCUGUGACCAUCCCCUCCUCCUCCUGGAACCAAGCAACCUUGCCAGCUCUCCCUCCAUGCCGUUGGCAUCCCCCCAGCCUUCUGGCCAGGCCAGCCUUGAGGAGCACCAGGGUGCCAUUGAGGAGUUGGCACCUAUCCCCAGUGACAAAGCUUCCUCUCCAGGCCACCCUGCCUUCCUAGAAGAUGGCAGCCCCUCUCCAGUCCUUGCCUUUGCUGCCUCCCCUCGGCCUAAUCACAGCUAUGUCUUCAAGCGUGAGCCCCCAGAAGGCUGUGAGAGAGUGCGUGUGUUUGAAGAGGCCACGUCCCCUGGUCCUGAUCUGGCCUUCUUGACUUCCUGUCCAGAUAAGAACAAAGUGCAUUUCAACCCGACCGGCUCAGCCUUCUGCCCUGUCAGCUUGAUGAAGCCCCUCUUCCCAGGCAUGGGCUUCGUCUUCCGUAACUGCCCCUCCAGCCAGGGCUCUCCCCUCCCCCCUGCCAGUCCCAGGGCACUGCCUCGGAAGGAUCCAGAGACUUCCAAGGCCUCUUCAUUGCCAUUUGAACCAUGGCAGCGCUCCCCACCAUCAGAAGAGUCUGUGCUUUUCCAGAGCUCCUUGGUGGUCUGAGGGGACCUUCCAUCUUAUUCACAUACACUUUACCAGGGAGACCCAGUGCCUUGGUGGCAGGCUCCUCUUUAGCUCCCUGAGCUAGAGGAUGGAGGAACCCUUCCCUCUCGGCCUUUGAGCACUUUCAUUUAUUGUGUCAAAGCCCCAAGUUCUCUGUGGUGGACACCAGCCCCUCCAAAUGGGAGAGGACCUGUUCUGUCCACAUGCAGCUGGGCAGUUCAGCCGUCCUUGCUGCUUCCCUCAGUUGGUGGGAAGAUCUUGAGUCCCCCAUCCCAGGGUAUGAGUCUCAGUGACUUACAGAAGGCUCUUGUCAUGGAACAAGCUGGCUGUGACAGAGAGAGGGGACACCACAGACUUCCUUCCCUCUCCACCUCCGGAGGCACAGAAGAGCAGACCAGAAGACAGAUAUCACAGUCCCUGCACCUCCCUCUGGAGGAGCUGACCAAAGUGGCCCUCAGGGCCAGGACACUUGACCAAUUCAGCUGUUGGCAGGGGAGAACCACGGGUUUUCAUCUCACUUUCACCCUGACUAAAGAUUGUCUUAAGCCGCAGCCCAGCCCCAGGUGGGCAGUGGGGAGAGGGAGAGCUGGCAUUCCUCCAGGUGGCACAUGGUGGCUUCACACUCUUUCCUGCCCCAGGGGUUGGGCUGAAUUAGAAAAAUGCCUAUUUUUCUUGUAACAAUGUAGAAACUCUAUUUUCUCCCAAAGACACUAUUUUUGCAGCUGUUUGAAGUUUGUAUAUUUUCUGUACUGCAAAGCUUACACAAAAUUGAAGAAUGUUAAUGUUCAAGUUUUCUUACCUUGUG